UACAAAAUCUCGCGGGACUUGGAUCGGGUGUUGUAGCGCUUAAACGUGUUGCUCCGUCUAUUUCCCGACGUGCAGGAGUUGAGCAGACACGCGCUGCGUGCUGCUGAAGAGAUUCAACAAUCAUGGUGUUGUUGCACGUGUUAUACGAGCAUGCGUCGGGCUACGCGCUGUUCGCCAUCAAGGAGGUGGAGGAGAUCGGUAUGCUGUUGCCACAGGUGGAGGAGAGUGUGCUCAGCAUUGGAAAAUUUAACAGCAUGGUGAGCCUGGCUGCCUUCUUCCCCUUCAAGUCGGCCCAGGCUGCUCUUGAGAACAUGAAUGCUAUCUCUGAAGGUGUGGUUCAUGCUGAUCUGAAGUUGUUCCUUGAGACAAACCUGCCUCUCUCUGGGAAGAAGAAAGCUGUUUUAGGGGUUUUAGAUGCCAAGAUUGGAGCAGCUUUACAGGAAGAAUUCACUAUUUCCAUCCAGACUGGCGGUGUGGUGGCAGAAAUUGGCAGAGGUGUGCGUCUGCACUUUCACUCUCUGGUGAAGGGUCUGACUGCUCAGGCUGCCUCUAAAGCUCAGCUGGGUCUAGGCCACAGCUACUCCAGAGCCAAGGUCAAGUUUAAUGUCAACAGAGUUGACAACAUGAUCAUCCAGUCCAUUGCUCUGUUGGAUCAGCUGGACAAAGACAUCAACACAUUCUCCAUGCGUGUUCGUGAAUGGUACGGCUAUCAUUUCCCAGAGCUGAUCAAGAUUGUGCCAGAUAACUCGAUGUACUGCAGACUCGCUCAGCUCAUUGGAAACAGGAAAGAAUUGUCAGAGGAGAGUCUGGAGAGCCUGGAGGAGGUAGUGAUGGACAGCGCCAAGGCUCAAGCCAUCCUGGAUGCGUCACGCUCCUCUAUGGGUAUGGACAUUUCCCCCAUUGACCUGAUCAACAUAGAGAGGUUCUCUGACCGUGUGGUGUCUCUGGCUGCAUACCGGCUGGAGCUGCAGGAGUACCUGAGAUCCAAGAUGAGCCAGGUGGCUCCAAAUCUAGCAGCCUUAAUUGGAGAAGUGGUGGGAGCUCGUCUCAUCUCUCAUGCUGGCAGUCUAACCAACCUGGCCAAGUACCCGGCCUCCACCGUUCAGAUCCUGGGAGCAGAAAAGGCCCUGUUCAGGGCCCUAAAGACGCGUGGCAACACCCCAAAGUAUGGACUGAUCUUCCACUCCACUUUCAUCGGACGAGCUGCCGCCAAGAACAAAGGGCGCAUCUCCAGAUAUCUGGCAAACAAGUGCACCAUUGCCUCACGUAUUGACUGUUUCUCUGAGGUGCCAACAAGUGUGUUUGGUGACAAGCUGCGUGGUCAGGUGGAAGAGCGUUUGUCUUUCUAUGAGACAGGCGAAGUGCCGAGGAAGAACGUGGAUGUCAUGAAAGAUGCUGUGAAAGAGGCGACUGAUGUUGCAGCUGAGAUCAAGAGGAAAUUGGAGAAGAAAGAAAAGAAACGCAAGAAGAAGGAAAAGAAGUUACAAGAAGCAAAUGGUGACACCAAUGGGGAAGCUGAGGAGGAGAAUGGAGAGGUAGAAACCCCUGUGACAAAGAAGAAAAAGAAGAAGCAGGCAGCAGAGGAGAUGGAGGUCGAAGCAGAGGAGACUAUAGCUGCAGAAAACGGAGCGGAGGACACCCCGGCCAAGAAGAAAAAGAAGCGGAAGUCGGAGGAGGCCACAGAUAAUGGGGGAGAGGAAACAGAAACUCCAUCCAAAAAGAAAAAGAAACAAAAGACUGAAGCUGUAGAAGCUGAACCAGAAGAGAUCCCAGAGACCCCUGUGUCUGAGAAGAAAAAGAAAAAGAAGAAAAAAGAGGCUGCAGAGUAGAGAGGUCAAAGACUGGAGCUUUAUUUUUGUGUACAGUUUAUUUUUAUUCAUUAAACUCUUAAUCUGACGCUAGGUCACUUAAGCAGCUUUAAGUUGUCCGGUUUUUAUUUGGUAACCUCAAAGAAGGUGAUAUGACAAAGAAAUGCUUCUGAUCGUGCCUUGUAGUCACUGAAAUGUACCUGUUCUGUAAAUACAUUGUAUGAAUGAAACCUUUUGUUAAAUAAAAACAUCUCCUCUGUCA
This is a messenger RNA of Notolabrus celidotus (New Zealand spotty), 2070 nucleotides long. It is a transcript of the gene nop56, whose product is annotated as NOP56 ribonucleoprotein homolog. Gene Ontology annotation, molecular function: snoRNA binding. The transcript is spliced from 12 exons. NCBI's taxonomy places the organism in Eukaryota, Metazoa, Chordata, Actinopteri, Labriformes, Labridae. Gene Ontology annotation, cellular component: small-subunit processome; box C/D methylation guide snoRNP complex. The coding region runs from base 123 to 1829 and encodes 568 amino acids. The record is from RefSeq and is a predicted model, not a curated record.